This is a messenger RNA of Theobroma cacao (cacao), 1392 nucleotides long. RefSeq names its product thioredoxin-like 2, chloroplastic. Gene Ontology annotation, cellular component: chloroplast. Gene Ontology annotation, biological process: cell redox homeostasis. NCBI's taxonomy places the organism in Eukaryota, Viridiplantae, Streptophyta, Magnoliopsida, Malvales, Malvaceae. The record is from RefSeq and is a predicted model, not a curated record.
AGUUGGGUUAACCGGCCGACCGGUCAAAGAUUCUGAAGGAAGCCAAAACCAACGAAAUUACCAUGUAAGUGUAACUGGAGUACAUGUGGAAGCAUCUUCAUCGUACGAUGUUUGUUCAAAGUUCACAUUCUUUCCCAUAAACAUAAACAUACAGAGCAGAAACUAACAAAAUACAGAGGGUGUCUUUCUCUUUGCCUUUUCGUGUAUCACAGUUUGACCUUCUCUUUCUGUACACCAACCCUUAUUUUCCCUCUUCACCUCUAUAAAUAUAUCCCAAGGUAUCAUAUUUAACUACUUACAUAACUUCUUGGCCCCAAAAAAAAAACUACUUACAUAACUUUCAUUAAUUAAAGAGAGAAAUAUCAAUUCUUUCUUUCUUUCUCAGUCUCUCUCUUCUUUCUUUCUAUCGUAAGAAUCUCUAGACUAGAUGGCAGAUGUGGUUAGAUUAUCAGCAUCAUCGUUUCAUUCUUCUUCUUCUUCGUUGCAUACCUCCUUUGCAUCCACCUUGAACUCUCGACAACCGGGUCUGCCACCCAAUUUUAAUUUACGUAGGAAAAGUUGUUCUCUUCCUUCGUCUUCUUCUUCCGUUGCCGGCCUUUCUCGCCUUCCUUUGACUUCCAGAAAGCAAUUGCUGUCUUUCAAGGUGCAUGCAACUAUUACUGAAACGAACAAGCCAAAAUGGUGGGAAAAGAAUGCCGGACCAAAUAUGCUUGACAUUCAUUCUACUGAAGAAUUUUUGAGUGCCUUAAGUGAAGCUGGAGAUCGAUUAGUUAUUGUUGAAUUUUAUGGAACUUGGUGUGCUUCUUGCAGAGCUUUAUUUCCCAAGCUCUGCAGGACAGCGCAAGAACAUCCUGAAAUUUUAUUCUUAAAAGUCAAUUUUGAUGAGAACAAGCCUAUGUGUAAAAGUUUGAAUGUUAAGGUGCUUCCUUAUUUCCACUUUUACCAUGGAGCCCAUGGACAACUGGAAUCGUUUUCAUGUUCGCUUGCCAAGUUUCAAAAAAUAAAGGAUGCUAUCCAAAUGCACAGCCAAUCGCAUCGCAACGUCGGUCCACCUAAGGGACUUGGAGACCUGAAUCUUGAAUCUGUAUCUGCUCCGAUUGAAAAACCGGCUGUGUCAACUUAAACACAGGAUUCAUUAUGAAGCUUGUGUCUACACCGGUGCAUUGCCAUGUAUAUUGCACACCAAAGUGGACUCCCAUAUUGAGCUUAUAUGAUAUUUCUGUAUAUUGUCAUUUUUCUCUGCAGAAGAAUACUAAGUAGAAAUUCUUAGCUUGCUGCAUUUUUUUCAUUCUUAUUCUGCCUGUGAUAUAUGUAACCUCGAAACUCAAUUAGAAAUCAAAUUGAUUUUGUUGCAUCUUGAUUGCUAAUAUUACUGUAACGAUUCAGGUUCAA